This is a messenger RNA of Beta vulgaris subsp. vulgaris (sugar beet), 2112 nucleotides long. RefSeq names its product zinc finger CCCH domain-containing protein 56. Bases 791 to 1831 code for a protein of 346 amino acids. The transcript is spliced from 2 exons. The record is from RefSeq and is a predicted model, not a curated record. Lineage: Eukaryota; Viridiplantae; Streptophyta; Magnoliopsida; Caryophyllales; Amaranthaceae. Gene Ontology annotation, molecular function: mRNA binding; metal ion binding.
CAAAAAUUACCACAUGAGUGUUACUAAUUACUAUAUUUUGGCAAAAUCAUAUCGUACAGAUUACAUAUAAUGUAACAAUUUACUUGUAUAUUAUCCGCCAUCUCUGCUCUUUGUCACUGAACCAAAAACACACAAACAUCAAUUCAUCUCCAUGGUUGUAAUCAUGUUAAUGUUGCUCAUUCUCUCUCCUCUCUCCUUGUAAGUUUUUCCAUUUUCUGUAACACUCAUCAUUUUCUCUCUCCUCCUGUCUGUAGACUGUAAAUGCUGUAAGAUUCUCUGCAAUUUUUUUUUUCUCGAUUUUCUCAAUUCUGGGGGAAGAACUUGCUCAUCUUAUCUUUUUAUGCUCAAAUUUUCAACUUUUGUUAUCUGGGUAUUUGUAAAUGUGCUUUGUUCUUUGAAUUUUCAUAUACAUUUUCGUCUUUGAUUUUAGCUCUUCUUUCUUCAUUCCCUAAGUUGAAAUUCUGCUUAAUUGUAGUUUCUUGUGUUUAAAUACAUUGUUGCUUCUGAUUUCUUCAACAUUGAAUUGAACAUCUGUGUAAUUUGAUUUUAAUUUUGAUUUUAAGUGCUGUAAAAGAAAUUGCGUCGUUUCCCCCAAAUUGUAGCUUUGAUUUGCCCUAUUGCUUAAUUUUUCAUGUUCAAGAAAAAUUAGGGCUUGAGGAGUUUAACCACAGUAUAUAGUGUCACUGGUGUUCUUUUCUCUCAAAUUUGCAUUUGGGGUUUAAGAAGUAGAUUUUUUUUUUUUUCUUUUUUCCCCCUUUUUUUGGGGGUCUUUUUAUUUCUUUUUGGGGUGAUGGAUUUUGGAGCUGAAGCUGGUUUUCCGGGUGGAGUUCCGGAUAUGGGUGGAGCAUUUGACUUAUGGGGCGGGGGCGGUUUGAAUGAUCAGGCAAUUUGGGCUACUGAAGAUGAGUAUAGGAAUUGGAAUGGCAGUGAAACACCUAGUGGUAAUUUCAGUCCACAUCCAUUACUCCGUUCGGGUUCGGGUGUUGGAGGUGAGCCACCCAACAAAAAGAAUAGGAGCUCCCAGAGUGGAGACUCGGGUGGUAGCCGCUCUAAAGCCAUUGGAAGAAUGUUUUAUAAGACCAAGCUUUGCUGUAAGUUCCGUGCUGGGGUUUGCCCUUAUAUCACUAAUUGUAAUUUUGCUCACGGUCUGGAAGAGCUGCGGAAGCCACCCCCGAAUUGGCAAGAUAUUGUGGCUGCUCACGAGGAGGAGAGAGGUGUCACUGUUGAGCAGAGGGAGGAGCACCAGAUACCUACUAUUAGUACCACUGAUUCUCGAGUUGAAUCGCAGAGGUCCUACAAAGGGAGGCAUUGCAAGAAGUUUUACACUGAAGAGGGUUGCCCCUACGGGGACAAUUGUACUUUCCUUCAUGAUGAACAAUCUAGAUCAAGAGAGAGCGUGGCAAUAAGUGUGAGCCCCACCGUGGGCGGUGCUUUUGGUGCUAAUGGCCCAAUUCAGAAGCCUUCUAAUUGGAAGACCAGAAUCUGUAACAAGUGGGAGACGACAGGUAGCUGCCCAUUUGGAAGCAAGUGCCAUUUUGCUCAUGGAUUAGCAGAAUUGCACAAAUUCGGGGGCGGACUUAUGGAAGGGGAAGUUAGAGACUCCUCUUUACCUCCCGAAACAAAGGCAAGUGGUAUGGCCACAAAACCAGAUACAUCAGCAACUCAAAGUUUAUCAACCCCUCGUCAGGAGUUUCACCACGUGGGACUCGGAAUUCCUUCACAGAGGUCUUCAAAUGUGACACAGGGGGCCGGGCCGAGGCCUGCACAGAAGUGGAAAGGACCUGACAAAAUAAGCAGGAUAUAUGGUGACUGGAUCGAUGAUAUUGAAUAGCUCUGCAAUUAUACAUACUAAGCUACACCAGCUCCAUCAAGGUUUGCCAUUUUAAGUUUAUGAUGAUGAUGAUGAUGAUAGCAGGUUCGGAAUCGGAAAAUUCUCUUAGGUUGUCUCAUUAGGUUAUUGUGAAUUUGUUUAUGUAGAAUGUAUUUGGUGUAAUGAGGUUGAGGUUUUGUAUACAUACGUGACCUUGAUGUGUUUAAAAAUCCAGGGCCAGAACUUUUCCUGGGAUGAUGCCUUUGGUUUUUAAUAAAUUAAGUGUUAUUAAACUUGUAUAA